This is a messenger RNA of Cottoperca gobio, 1728 nucleotides long. RefSeq names its product G2/mitotic-specific cyclin-B2-like. The record is from RefSeq and is a predicted model, not a curated record. Gene Ontology annotation, biological process: mitotic cell cycle phase transition. Bases 135 to 1322 code for a protein of 395 amino acids. NCBI's taxonomy places the organism in Eukaryota, Metazoa, Chordata, Actinopteri, Perciformes, Bovichtidae. Gene Ontology annotation, molecular function: cyclin-dependent protein serine/threonine kinase regulator activity. The transcript has 8 exons.
CGUCUCUGUGUUGUUUACUUGCAAACAUCCGUGUUCACGCAUCUUGUCAAGAAAUCGUGCUGGUUGCUGCUCAAAUAUAUCACAGUGUCACUUCUUUAAGUCACAGCUUGGACUUGUUGCUUCCGACCUUAAAUAUGUCGUCUGUGGAAGUUCGUGCUGUGCAGCUCCCAGCCGCAGAGAACCCAGUGAAGAUGGUGAAAGCCACUGCAGGUCUGAGGAGGGCUGCUCUCGGAGAGAUCACCAACUUUAAUGGAGCUGCAGUCAACACAAAGUUUCCUCAGAGGACCGGACCAGCCAAAGCUUCAGCCAAAGCCUCAGUGAAACCAUCUAGUGCCCCUAAAGCUGUGAUGAAAGCAUUCGUUGAGGCCCCAGCACCUGCAGAUCCUCUCCCCACAGUUUCAGAGGAGUCUGCUGAUGUGUCCAUGAAGGAGGAGGAGGAACUAUGCCAGGCUUUCUCUGAGGCGCUGCUCACUGUGCAGGACGUCGACGAGCAGGACUCAGACCUGCCGCAGCUCUGCUCAGAAUAUGUUAAAGAUAUCUAUAAUUAUCUACAUGUCUUGGAGGUGCAGCAGGCUGUACGAGCAAACUACAUGCAGGGUUAUGAAAUCACUGAACGCAUGAGAGCGCUGCUGGUCGACUGGCUGGUCCAGGUCCACUCCAGGUUCCAGCUGCUGCAGGAGACUCUGUACCUCACAGUUGCCGUCCUGGAUCGUUUUCUGCAGGUCCAACCGGUCUCUCGCAGAAAGCUGCAGCUUGUUGGCGUGACUGCCAUGCUGGUGGCCUGUAAAUAUGAAGAGAUGUACGCCCCAGAGGUGGGAGACUUUGCCUACAUCACAGACAACGCGUUUACCAGGCCUCAGAUUCUGGAGAUGGAGCAGCUGGUUUUGAGGACUCUCAACUUUGAGCUGGGACGUCCUCUUCCAUUACACUUCCUCAGACGGGCUUCCAAGGUGGCUGAUUCUGAUGUAGAGAGACACACGCUGGCCAAGUAUCUGAUGGAGUUGACCCUCCUGGACUACGACAUGGUGCACUAUCGCCCCUCUGAGAUUGCUGCUGCAUCACUCGCUCUGUCCCAGCUGCUGCUUGACGGGCUGCCGUGGUCUUCUACACAGCAGCACUACUCCACUUAUGACGCCGUCCACCUGAAGCCAAUCAUGCAGCACAUCGCCAAAAACGUUGUGAUGGUAAAUGAGGGGAAGACUAAGUUCCAGGCCGUCAAGAACAAGUACUCGAGCAGCAAACUGAUGAAGAUCGGCCUCAUCCCUCAGCUGAAGUCGUCCAUCAUUAAGAACAUGGCGGCUGCGCUGCUGGACAAGCCUUGAGGCGAACUUUUACAUCUCAUCAUUGGACAUUUCACUUGCAGCACUUUAUUUUAGAUUGAUCACAAUCUGUGGAGAAACUUGUAGAUUUUUAAUAAAAUGUUUUUAAAUUUUUCAUCACAGCUUUGUGAUUUGUUCAAACAUUUGGCCACUUUUUCAUCGCUUUUAAAUCUUAGUGCUACGCCAAAUUCUAGUUUUAAGCCACUGUUGGACAUUUAGCAGCCUUCCUGAGCUGCCUGUGUGUUGUGUUUUUAUAAAUGCAUUCCUGUUUUUAAACUAGUUUCCAACAGUAGUCUUGCUAAGUGACAAACUUUCUGGACACUACAAUAUUUUACUGUGGGAGUGGACAUUUUAUUUGAAACCUUGUUUUGGACUGGACUUGGAUAAAUCUGUGAAACUUUAUACUAGA